Chaetomium fimeti is the source of this 719-nucleotide messenger RNA. RefSeq lists its product as uncharacterized. The coding region runs from base 33 to 590 and encodes 185 amino acids. The record is from RefSeq and is a predicted model, not a curated record. The transcript has a single exon. NCBI's taxonomy places the organism in Eukaryota, Fungi, Ascomycota, Sordariomycetes, Sordariales, Chaetomiaceae.
CUUUUCUCCAUCUAGAUGCUAUAUCCGGAAACAUGGCCUACCACAACGACAACCGCGAUAACGACGAGGACGUCGAUCAGAGACUUAGCCUCGACGACAUACCUCUCCAACCCCUUGACUCUGACCACAUCGACCUCCCCAGCAAUGCCCCGCUUGAGGUCACGCAUUUCAGAGUCUCAGUCUACACCUACAAACUCGUGGGAGCAGACGUAUGCUGCGGCAUCUUCGUGGAGACCGACCCUUCUCUGACAAACUCCAUGGGCUACCAGUUCCUGGUCCGCCGAGGCACCCCGGCAGACACCCAGAUGGUCUUCAACCAUGGCUAUCGCCACCACCCCUUCAGACCUUUAAAAACCGGGAAGAGCAUGCGGUUGGUUGGAUGGGUGCCCCAACAUGAGUUCCAGGAGGAAAUGCUUGCCGAAUGCAACCGGGUGCCUCCGCCCACACCCAUCCCCGGCCAGCCGCUGGACUUGCUUGACGCCACUCGGCAAUGGGCUAUCACGGCUGUCAACGCAAUGCUCUCUUCCAACGUCAUGAGGCAGCCGCGGCCAUCGGAUAACCAAGCGACGGUUUUCAGGUCGCCCUGGUGAACGAAAGCUGAGGGGUGAUGACGGAUUGGGUCACAUAUCCAGUUGUUACUCAUGUAGUUCUAGUUUGGAUAUCUAUUUAUUGGACCAUGUACCAGUCCCAUGGACUCUUCCUGUUCCUGGCCCGUGAAC